Cucurbita pepo subsp. pepo (vegetable marrow) is the source of this 1471-nucleotide messenger RNA. NCBI's taxonomy places the organism in Eukaryota, Viridiplantae, Streptophyta, Magnoliopsida, Cucurbitales, Cucurbitaceae. The record is from RefSeq and is a predicted model, not a curated record.
UGUUGAAAAUGCCACAGAUAAUCGCUUCCUCCUUCCUCCUCACCGGCUCCCUCGAUGAGACCGUCAAGCUCUGGAAAUCUGACGAGCUUGACUUGGACCGCACCAACACCGGCCACUGCCUUGGCGUCGUCUCUGUUGUUGCUCGUCCUUCCGGUUACGUUGCUGCCUCCGCUUCUCUCGAUAGCUUUGUUCGCGUAUUUGAGGUUGGUUCCAAUUCCACUAUCGCCACUCUUGAGGCGCCGCCGUCUGAGGUCUGGCAAAUGCGGUUUAAUCCCGAGCAGUAACUUCUGCGUCAGGGUACCAUGUCAUGAGACAGAUACAAUCACAUGGCAACUGGCUGCAACUCUAUCAAUUCCUCGUCCAGAAGGACCUAAACCCACUGAUAAAACUGUUUGCAAAAAUCUGUACUUGCAGUAUCAUGGAGCGUUGAUGGAAGAAGACUUGCUUGCGGUUUAAUGGAUGGAACCAUUUCAGUCUUAGACGUAGCUCGCUCAAAGUUUCUACACCACUUGGAAGGCCACUUCAUGCCAGUGAGAUCCCCACCGCCGCUAGUAGAUAUUGUUUUCUUUGGACUUUUCUUCAAGGUUUUUAAAAAGCAGGUUUCUCAUAUUGGUCAUGGGCUGAGAACGGGAAUUGAAUUCUCUGAAACCUAAUUUAUUGUUGUUUCUCAGUAGCUCAGUGGUAGAGAGGUCGGCUGUUAACCGAUUGGCCGUAGGUUCGAAUCCUAUUUGGGUAGAUUUGAUUCAUUCCGAAUUGAAAAGGUUCGCUUUGACCGUCAAGAGUAGGGAUAACCCAUUCGGUUCCCUAUGUCUUUGUUUCUGUUGCAUUCUAUCUUAUCGUAUCAAAUUUUGUUCUGCCAUAUUUGAGAAUCAUCGUAGUCUGGUCUAUUUACAAGCUAGGAAGAGAGAUCGCCAUGUCCGGCCAUUCAAGUGUGGGGUGUUGAGUGUUGAUGCAAGCCCUGAUGGUGCUCUUGCAACAGGUUCAAGCGACAGAACUGUUAUGCUUUGGGAUCUUAAAACGAGGGAGGCUGUUCAAACAAUGAUUAAGCAUAGCGAUCAGGUCUGCUGGGGUGUUGUUGCAUUCCGACCGCAUGAUGGGGCUGGUGUGGAGGCUGGGCGACAUGCUAGUGUAUCCGAUGACAAGAGCAUCUCCCUGUACGAUUACAUUUGAAUCCGACAGAUGCAGGGAGGCAAGGACAAUGAGUAGUUUUCUAGAAAGCAAUCGGUGCCACCGCUUCAUCCAUAGCUGUUGCCCACACUAAUAUUCGUUCUACUUCUAUGUCAAGUUGCUUGUCUUUUUAGUCAUGAAUCAGCGACAUUAUUCUGUUGCCAACUUGUUAUCAGCGUUCAUUUGCUACCUAGAUUUGGAAUCAAGGGCAAUGGACCCCAAAUUUUAUUACAGGAGAAAGAAGCGCACCAAAACUUUGAAGCCAGACUGAAUAAUAAAAAGGGCUAUACGACAGGUUAAUACA